AUGUCUUUCGAGUGGAUAGAGUCACAUGCCCGUGCACCAAAAAUUAUGAAGACCUCAUCAAAUUCUGGCAUCGUAAAGUUAGACGCAAAGGGUACCCGCUUCUCAGAUAAUCGUGAGGUGUGGCAUAUGGAAGUAGCGGGUCCACCGUGGAAUUCCACAUCUCGUCACGCUUGCGGGGACUCUAAAAAGACAAUCAGAACUGACAUAUUCAACCUUGUAAUGCUUCUUCGUGACCAUCUGGACUGCAAAGUUGAGUUGGGAACACGUUUGAAAGUUUUCACGACUCAAGUAAUUGAGACGCGUAUGACCUUGUAUGCUAUGAAUAUGCUCGAAGAUGGCCGCUUCCUUGCAACUGAACUCGCCACGGCUGUUCUGCCAUUUACGUUCAGUAGUCGUGGCAAGUAUAAUGCCAUUCUGCGAAUGAUGUCCAUCUUUCAUGCCGAGAUGACUAAUCAAGAAGCAUUAUUGAAAGAAAUGGAUCGUGAGGUGCUACGGACAGAAGGAAAAACUGUUCGCGAUGUGCUGAGGUUACCCGCAGAUAUGGAACUUGAAUGA
Paraglomus brasilianum is the source of this 555-nucleotide messenger RNA. Lineage: Eukaryota; Fungi; Glomeromycota; Glomeromycetes; Paraglomerales; Paraglomeraceae. The record is from the annotation of a GenBank genome assembly.